GCUGAGAGCAGCGCGAGGAAACACAGCCUCGAGACCGGCCACAGUGAAGCUACCACCAUGAACCACCUCAACCCGGGUCUGCUUGGAGCUUAUAACAGUCUUACAGACAAACACCUGACUGGAUACUUCAAUAACACCCGAAUACGAAGACACCUCCAGAAAGUGGGGCUGCUCAGCAGGAGUGGGCGGAUUAUUCCGGAAAAGGAAUACCGGCACAAACUCAUCCAAAGAGCCCACCAGAGACACAUCCGGGAAUGUCUGGCCCAGGCUAUCUUCCACAAGGUGCUGGACAUGGAACGUCUGCAUCAAAUAGAGAUCAAGAGAAGACUCGAAGAUUUUGCAAGAAGAGAAAGAGUUCAUAAAAUUAAGGUGGAGCGCUCUAACAGAUAUGAGGAGGAUCAUAUAAUGAUGCUUUCUCCACGACCGCCAACUGGUCCAAAAACUCGGCAUUCUGGGCCAGAAGGAGAUCACUCUGAGUCGACAGAAUCACCAGGUUCAUCCAGGCCGAACACGGCUCCAGGGAAGAUGCAGAGACCCGUCCGGCUGAAGCCUCUGAACAGCACCGGCACUCCUGGCUCUCGCAAGCGAAACUCAUCCCGCUAUAGGAACCAAGAGUCCUCUAAUGAGACGGAUCACCCAUUCAGCUCACCGUUGGAAAGAGAUGCUCCGAGGCAUUUGACCCUUACAGACUUCUCUAGUUCUGUCUCGCCCUACCGGCUUCCUGUCAUCAACAACUUCGUCACCCCUGUCCCGCCGCUGACCAAGAGGAAGGAGAAGGGCCCGAAGGGGAACGGGACACUGUGGGGGCGAAGAUUACGACCCACCACGGCUCCGAGUGCUGCAGACACUCAGGAGGGCACCGUUCAGCGAGCGUCUGCUCAGAGCACCGUCCUCGUGAAGAUGAUUUACUUCGGGAAGAGUGUUCACCUGUCCCAUGACCUGAUGGAUCUGAAGGAUGAAGUGAAGGUGUUCCAGCAGCACUGCGGGGGAGAGAACCUCUGUGUUUACAAAGGAAGAGUCAAAGAAUUAGAGACGUUCCAGUUUGUCUCUCGGCGUCACCGGGGAUUCCCCUUCAGUCUGACCUUCUUCCUGAACGGGCUGCAGGUGGAGCGUCUCAGCUCCUGCUGUGAGUUUAAACACAGGAAAGGCUCUCGGCUCGGUGGACGCCAUGGUCACUUCGGCUUUACCGGUGUGGAGGGAGCAUCACCCUGCUACAGAUGCAUUAUUGCCAUGGGAUUGGACAAAAAACCUACACCACCGAAAAGAGCGAAAGAGGACCCUCUCCUCUCCACAUCUCGAGAGAACUCUAAAGAGGAAGAGGAGGAGCCUGAUUCUGUUCAAGCACUGAAAACAGAUUCGGAUGUAAAAGCCGAAAACAAGCCUAAAAACGAGUAUGAAGAAGACUUUGAGGCUGAUGAUGAAGGCCCUGUAGAAGACCAUGAAACCACGCCUUCCCCGACCAGGGAGGAGGAUAAGAAGAGCGGGAAGAAUGAUGAGAAUGACAAUGAAGUGCCAGAGAAGACCCGAGACUCGGACAGUGAAGCUGAGGAUUCAGUGAAAAGUAAGGUCAAGAAAAAGUUACCAUCGAGCUCAUCUGGACUGUCAAGCAGCUCCCCCUGCAGUGAUGAAGAUAAAGAGAGCGAGGAAGGUCCAGAUCCAGGCAAUGCUGAAGACAUUCCAGGGGAGCAAGUGGAGCCGGAAAGGCACGAUUCUACCUUUGCCUCAGAAAAGGACACCAAGCUGGAGGAGACUGAAGCUGUGGACAGCGGCUCUGUGUCCCUUCCCCAGCAAACCGAGGAUGAAUGGCUGACUCAGGACAGCACUGUGGAGAAGAGCGAGGUGGAGGUUUCAGAAGAGACUGAGAGGGAGGGUGGAGAAGGUGAGAAACUUGGAGAAGAAGAAGAAGAGGAAGCAGCUGAGAAACAUGUGCUCAAAGAUGAAGAGGAGAAAAAGGAGGUAGAGCCGGAGAGAGCCAAGUCUGUGCAGGAGAAGCUGGCAGAAGCCAUUCUAAACGUGGCUGAAUGCAGUUCUGAGGCAGAAUUCAGUGAUACAACAACUGAGGAAGAUGAAGUAGCAUCUGUCAGAACUCAGCAGCAAAGCCCAGGAGCUGAACCAGAAACCAACAAACAAGAGGAGGUUUUCAAAGAAAGUGCUGUUGAACAUCUAGAACCUGCAAGCAAGGCCAAUACGGUAGAUGGAGAUGCAGCAGAUACCGAGCAACAUACAGAAGAGCUUGAAAACAAAACACAAGAAACACCCCAGCCUGAGUCUAAAGAAGAUACCAGUGAAGACUUGACUUCAAAGCAGGAGGAAGAGAUGGAUGAGCAAAAGGAUAAGAAAAAUGAUGAAACAACCUUGGAGGACCAUCCACAGGAAGAGAUCUCAGAAGAAGUUGCAGUAAAUGAAAGCAAUUUAGAGAUUAGCGAGACAGAGAAGGAUUCAGAUACUGCACCUGCUGAAAAAGACGACAAAGAACAGGAGGAGAUCAAGGAGGAAGGUGCAGAAGAUGACAAUCAAGCAAGUCAAGAACCUGAACUUACAGGAACAUUUGACAAUGAAAAGACAGCAGAAGCAGAAGAGUCUAAUGCAGAAUAUUCUAAAGCAGAAGAUUCUUUUACACAAGAACCAGAGAAAGAAGAUGAAACUGGAGACACUCCAGUGGAGGAAACAGAAUUAGCACAAACUUUAGAAGAACUAGAGGAACCAAAGGAGGUGAUUGAAGACCCUCAGCCUGAAAACCCUGGAGAAACAGCUUUAGUUGACACUGAGGGUACAGGUCAUAAUAGCGCAAAUCAGGAUGCUGAAGCAGUGAGCCAGAAACAAACAGAGAAUGACACAGUGAACGCAGAGAAUGGAGAAGAAGAAGUAUUUCAGGAUGAAGCAUCUGCUAAAGACAGGGUGGAAGAGGGGGACAGGGCCGAUGGUGAGAUUGAAGGGGCUGUAAAAGAGGAUGAAGAGAAAAAUGAUGAGAACAUAGAUGACGUUAAAGCGAGUGAAAACAAUUUAGAAGUUGGAACAGAAAACAAGUCUGAGGAGCAAGAAGUUGAGGACAAAGUAGAGAAAGCUGAAGCUGAUACAGCAAACACUGAUGAACAGAAAGAAACAGAAUCCACUCUAGAACAAGAUGCUGAAGCGGUAGAUGAAGGUAAAGCUGACAAAGACGGCCCAGACACUGAUAAUGAAAAAAAUGAGGAAGGUUCUAAGGACAACAGGUCAUUACAAGAGGAAGAAACUGGUGAAGGUGAAAAUAAAACAGAGCAAGACAUUGAAGUAAUGGUAGAUGACGGACAAGGAGAAAUUGAAUCUGCCAUGGAGAAAGACAAUGAAGCUGAAGAUGAAAGUAAAUCUGACACCCUCAAUAAACCUGAUGAACAAGUGAAGGAAGAUGAAUCAGUAAAGGAAGAGGAAACUGAUGGAGAAAAUCAUGGUGAAGUUGUAGCAGACGAGGUUCAAAACUCUACUGAGAACAAUAUACAUGAUGAAGCAGAGGUUAAUGCAAAAGAAACAAUAGAGGCAUCUCAAGAUGAGGCUGAAGAAGAGAAAACAGAGGAGGAUGCAGGUGGGGGAGAUGUGGUAGAAGUUGAGGAAGGACUGGAAGAGGCCAAUGUAGAGGCAACUGCAGCAGAUCAAGAUCCUCAAACUGAAGAAGUGGGAGGUGAAGGUGUGGUUCAGAUUGAAAACAUGGAGGAGGGAAAAGAGGAUGCGGAGGUAGUCAAAGAAGAGAUAACUGAGGACACUGCAAAUCAAGAGAAUGCAGAGACUGUAGAGAAUAUUGAAACAGAAAACAAGCCAGAGGAAUCUGAAGUGGAGUCCAAAGAAGAAGAACCUGAAGAAGAUGUCAGAGUAACAGAAUUGUCAGUAGACAAAGAUGCUGAACUGGGAAGUGAAAGCAAGUCUGGUGAAGACAUGGAAAACAAUCAACUUAAAGAGGAAGUGAAGGACACUGAAUCAAUUAAGGAGAAAGAUGAAACUGAAGAAGAAAGUAAACCAGAAGAUAAUAGUGUAGUAGGUGAGGAUCUGAAUGGCAAAAACGAAGGAGAACAGAAUACAGAACUAAACAUAGAAGAUGAUGCAAUGAAGCAAGAAGAAGACAACAAUGAUCAGACUGAAGAUGGUCCACAAGAAGCCACAGUUGGUAGUGAUGAGCAAGAAGGUGAGGAAGAAAGGAUUGGUACAGCUGAAGGUAACAGUGAAAAAGAAGAAGACCCCCCAGCUAAGUUAGAGGAAGAUGAGGCAGCAGUUGAGGAAGCAAAGGAUCUGAUUGACCAUGCAGAUACCGAACAAGGUACAACAAACGAAGAAGGUCUAAAAGAUGAGCAGGAAGAUCAAGGGGAAAAGGCUCCAUCAAUUCCACCAGAGGCUAGAUCCAACAAUGCAGAUCCUGAGGCUGAAGUCCAGGUAGAUGCCAAAACUACUGUAGAAGAGUCAGGAGAAACAGAAGAGUCAGAAAUGAAGGGUACAGACACUGACCUUCCAGAUAAGGCAAAAGAAGACAAAGAAAAUGGUACAGCUGAAAAUGGCAAGAGUGCAGAUGAAGAAGACAGCACUUCUUCUGCUUCACCUUCAGAGGAAUCACAGCCAGUUGAGAAAGUAACGGCUCUCAGACGAGAAGACAAGGAGUCAACAAUUAGCGAAGAUGCUGAACUCCUAGCCACACCUCCUGUGGAUCAAGGGGAUCUUGUGAGCAACUGGGUAAACAUCCACCAGGCUUCAAGGUAUUUCGAGACGUUUGUCGAGCCACUGGAUGACAUAAAGAGCCUUAUCUCACAAGAGGGUGACAGGAAGGUUAAUGGCGAGCCUGUAGAGGAGGUGGAAGGAACUGUGCUAAGUACUAAAGUCUCGGAGUCUGGUGAGGGCGAAGGCGAUAAGACAUCUGAGAAUGCCAAAGAUGAGCAAGACGGUAUUCCGCUGAAGAGUGAUCUUGAGGACUUUGAGGACACUCUGGUGGAAAGCUUUAAAGUCGAGACUAAACCUGACGCUGAGUCAGACACUAGGAGCAAUCACUCUAAAGAUACCACAGCCAGGUCUGCUAAAAAUGUAUCAGAAGGCAGGGUGGAUACAGAGGCGGAGGAUACGGUGGCCAAUUCAGAGUCAGUGUUUACUGCUGGGGAACAGCAAGCUGUAACUCUAGAUAACGUCGUUAACCUGUCGGAGACACCAGUGAUGAAGUUUGAGAUUAGUCAAGACAGCUAACACUCUGAGGAACCUAAACAAAGUAGCAGAUGAUGUGUCCAUAGAUUACCAUUCAGACAUCAAACAUGAGUGAAACAAAUACUUUUACUUGUACUAUAAGAGGUUAUUUGUUUGUAACUAAGGUCACAAAUAGAAGAGUAAACAAGAGGCUUUGAAAGUUAAGACCACAGUCUGAAGGCUGAUCCUCUGGUGUCCUGUGGUAUCCUGAGGAGAGUGUAGCAGUUACUGUAAUUAAAGACUUCACAACCAUUAACCAGUCUCAGAAUGAAAACCCAAUUCCAGAGUUUCCAAAACAGAACCACGUGCUGGACAAUUGUGCAACACCUAUUGCACUGUUUGACUCCUUGCGUCAUUAGUUAUUUGAUGGUCACCCAUGGCGUUCCAAAGCUUUGUUUCUCAUUAAGACUAAUGCUGGAACAAUUUUCUUUUUUUAAGUCUUGAGUCUAGACCAUGCUUAACUACCCUCAAAACAAGAUAAGCACAAUGGGUAUUUAGCUUUAGGUUCUCAACCUUUUUCGCUAAUCAACCAAUUUUUAGGGUGUUGAAAAUAUUUUGUGACAAGAUGCUGAUAGAAAGACAGGUUAGUGAGCUACAGGCAGGAAGACAUAGUACUUAGCCAGCAAUGUCCUGCUCCACUAACACCGGCAGGCAGACAGGAUGAACUGCAGUCUUGGCAGGGUGGCCAAUCGGCAGUCUACAGAAAGCAGAUACUCCGGGAAGCGUUCAGCACAAAUAAUUCAAUUAUUCAUGCUGUGUAGCCCUCCUGCCACUCAGCCACACACCAACACACUUCAUAGUGCUCUUCAUCCACCCUCGUCAUCACCCAGACAUGCAAACUCAAAGCGUCCAUCAAAUGAAACUUCAAGGCCUGCACUUUUCUCUUUGAUCUCCUUGUCUGAUUAGUGUUCUUGAUUAGGAAUCAAAGAUUUAUUUUUAAAUCGCAGUUGCACAAGAACAUGUGAAUGAUGACAAACACUGUAGGAAAGAGUGAAACUAAUAUCUUAGCAAGUGAAAUCCUCUAAAAGCUAGUAUAAACAUCUAAAACCGCACAUUUUUACUUAUUAUUAUUUCUAUAACUUAUUUUAAACUUAUAUUUACUCAUUUGAAUUCAUUUCAUAUAUACUAAAAAUGUUUAUAUGCCACUGGCAGAUCAUUUUGCUUGUUUGAGGCAUAAUUCCUUAAUCAAAACAUGUAGUAGUUAAUGUCCCAUUACUUUGUCACGUCAGGGUAAACUGUAAUUCUUAAAUAUUUUUUUUUCAAAGUCAAACGAGCACUAAAUAUUUAUCUAGACAGAUUUCUCUCCUAAAAUGUAUCUCUUGUUUAUUUGGGUGCGUAAAGUGCUUACAUUUAUUUACAGUAAGCUUAGAAAUCCAGUAUUUUGUCCAAAGGUGAGCGCUAGCUGUGGUUAGCAAGUGCUAGCCAGCCUCGGUUAGCCUUAGAAAAUGUCACCCGAUAGCGGGUUCCUGUAACCCAGGGCAAUAUUAGCUAGCGGUUCGUGCCUUGUAGCUUGUUUUAAUGCGUUAAACAUGCAGACUACAGUUCAAAACUCACCUAUGGACAGCAAUAGAGCUAGCGCUGUGGCUAGCGGCUAAUGCUAAUGCUACUGCACUUCAGCAGAGUAGCUUUACUGCUCCUCAAUACCUGACUGGUAGAAUUCACACAUAAGGAGCACCAGAUUAUAAAGUGCACUGCCGAUUUUUGGGGAAAUUAAAGGAAUGUAUGUGUGCCUUCAAUAUAAAUAAAAUGAGACAUAUUAGUCAUUUAGACUACAUUUAAGAAAAUUUCACCUGCUAAGAUAUCAUUUGUGCAGUGAAGAAUGCCCUGUAUAUAUAAUAUAGACAGAUUAUAAAUUAUAGAUAGGACAUUAUAUCUCUUAUAAUUGCAGACAAACCUGCACUGAAUGUAUUUAUUUUUUAACACUUCAUGAAGUAAUUAUGUUCAGAAUUAGAAUAAAAGGCCAGAUUAAACCUGAUCCUCUGAUAAGCUUCUGCAGCUCCUCUGUCGUGAUAUUCCCAUUGCUUUUAUUUUAUUAUGUGUCUAAAACAUGGAACUCAACAUGGAAAUCAAGUAUUUAACCCAUCACUCGUACUUAAGGCUUCCUCUACAUUUUGCUACACAAUAAAAUCAAUUUAGACCAUU
Astyanax mexicanus (Mexican tetra) is the source of this 7332-nucleotide messenger RNA. RefSeq names its product glutamate-rich 3 (gene erich3). The transcript is spliced from 14 exons. Lineage: Eukaryota; Metazoa; Chordata; Actinopteri; Characiformes; Acestrorhamphidae. The coding region runs from base 58 to 5193 and encodes 1711 amino acids. The record is from RefSeq and is a predicted model, not a curated record.